Coniophora puteana RWD-64-598 SS2 is the source of this 1275-nucleotide messenger RNA. RefSeq names its product NAD(P)-binding protein. The coding region runs from base 478 to 1146 and encodes 222 amino acids. NCBI's taxonomy places the organism in Eukaryota, Fungi, Basidiomycota, Agaricomycetes, Boletales, Coniophoraceae. The record is from RefSeq and is a predicted model, not a curated record. The transcript is spliced from 2 exons.
GGCAGUUCAAGCUGUUCUAUGUCUGAUGGAAGGCCUAUGAUGACAAGAGCCGGGAUGGAGUGUCUGAUCUGAAGCGGAACUCAAUGAACAUUCGGCAUCUUCCGUAGACGUCACACAUACGAGCCGCUGCCCGUUUGACCGUCAUGAGGUGACUCUCUCUAGUACCUAGACUCCUGCCAACGAUCAUCAGUGACCAGAAACAAGUAAUAACCACUGACUUUGCAUUUGUGUUUUUACCCUCGUUAACCGGCAAUCCUUACGCAAGUCCGCGGGGGCCGGGAAUUGACGCGGCAUGUCGUUAUUUCACUCGCUCUUGAUUGGCUCUUGCGACACACUUUGCUAAUCACUUUCUCCACGGGUUGUUUUGGUCCAGCAUAAAUAACGCGUGUCCACAUCCCAGCAAAGAAAGUGGUUUCGCAACUCUACCUCCGUGUUCUUGGCAUCAUCACUCAAAGGCUGAGUUGAAAAUCAGAAGCUAUGCAUGUGCUCAUCCUGGGUGCUACCGGUCCUUCUGGUGUUCUGUUUAUCCGAGAAGCACUGGCGCACUCACAUGCAGUGACCAUCUACGCUCGUUCACCCCACAAGCUGCCGGAAGAUCUUGCCAUCAACGCCCACGUUACAGUCCAUAAAGGCGAGCUUGACGAGGAAGCUGCACUAUCGGAUGCUAUGGACGGCGUAGACGCCGUGCUCAGCGCGCUGGGGCCUAACGCCUCGUUCACGACCUCCUAUCCUACUGACCGGCCCUUCGGACGCGCUUACUCGCUCAUUCUACGCGUGAUGAAGGAGAAGAACGUCCACAGGCUCAUCGCACUCGGCACACCGAGCAUCACAGACGAGGAAGAUCGCGCGAGCCUGCGGUUCGCGCUAGCGACGCGUCUCCUCCGGUAUGUUCUCAAUGCCGUGUACGAGGACGUUCGAGCUAUCGGAAGGACUCUCCGCACCGAGGGCACAGCGUUGGAUAUUCAGUGGACGAUCGCACGCGUUCCGAUGCUCACGAAUGCGACGGAGACGCGGUGGCAUGCUGGAUAUGUCGGAGAUGGGAAGAGCGCGUUCACUCUCAGCCGAGCGGCGUUCGCAGCUUUUGUGAUUCAUGAGCUGGAGCAUAACGAGUGGGUGGGCAAGGCGCCUGCGAUCACUGAUGGUUAGAUCGGCGGACAGUUUCUUCUCCCGUGUAGAUGUCAUGUACAGUGCGCCACAAGGAAGAGACGGGAGUUUAUCACUUCACCAUGAACAGUCAGAGUAGUUUUCAAUGCGUGUAAACAAAGGGUAUAUAAC